UGCCGGCAGUUUCGCGGCGGUCUUCAAGCGUUGACUCAUUUUUAUUAUUUUAGUCAUGUGCCAUACAAUCCCAGAAACAAAUUAUUAAAAAUAUUCGAUCUGUUACUUACCUGUUACAGUUCGUAAACGGUUUACUAUUUCGGCAGUCGACCUUCAUUCAUUUAAUCAAAGCAACGUUAACGGACCAACAAUUUUUAAAAUUUUCAGUACAGUUCUAAUUUGAUCGUAUCCUAGCAUUUUCCUUAUAUGCGAAAAAAGUGACAACACUGCUAAACAAUCGAAACGGAUAUAGGGACAAUACCACGUCUGAAAUAUGGCAUCCUCCACAAAAGACCUGGAUGGCGUGGUUAACGAUUUACCCCCGGGACCGCUGGACACCUAUAGAAAACAAGCAAAGUUUCAUUGGAAACAAAUGAAACUGUUUUUUGAAGAUGCAGAACUGCUGAAAAUAAAGAUGAAGGUAUGGAACACUUUAGAAAGAGAUCCCACAUUCCAAAGACCGAAAAAAGUACCGGACAGCGACGAAAUGAAAAGACUCGCUGCUAUACAAUUACACAAGUACUGCCAUUACAACUUCCUCCAUCCGGACACGGCUAAGUUGCCUUAUAAAAGAAAGACUAAAUUUAUGAUGACCGUAAACGAAGCACUGGCCGUUGCAUUUCCAGAUGUCUCCAUUAAACAUGCUGUAGGAAUUGGACUUUUUAAGAACGCUUUGUCAACGUUAGGCACCGAAAGGCAUCAGCACUUCGUAGAUGCUUCAUGGAACAAUCAGGUUUUGGCUUGUUUGGCGCUCACCGAAAUCGCUCAUGGCAGCAAUACGAAACAAAUGAGGACCACAGCAACCUAUGAUGAGAAAACACAGGAGUUUAUCAUAAAUACUCCAGAUUUCAAGGCGGCAAAAUGUUGGGUAGGAAACUUGGGCAAAACUUGUACAGUGGCAGUAUUGUUCGCACAGCUAUAUACUAAAGGGCAUUGUCACGGCUUACACGCCUUCGUAGUACCAGUCAGAGAUCCCAAUACACUCCUUCCAUAUCCAGGCCUGAUAAUCGGCGACAUGGGUGAAAAAAUAGGUUUGCACGGAAUAGACAACGGCUUUAUUCUGUUUAAAGACUACAGAAUUCCGAGGGAAAAUUUACUAAAUCGCACUGCGGAUGUAACUCCGGAUGGAGAGUAUGAAAGUAGUUUUUCCGAACCUGGAAAAAUUUUGGGUGCCGCUUUGGAAAGCUUGUCUACUGGGCGAGUGGGUAUUAUGCAAGAAAGUUCUAAUAAUCUCAUAUGCGCUGUAACUAUAGCAAUUAGAUACGCGGCAAUCAGAAAGCAGUUCGGGCCUAACGGGGAUGGUGGCAAUACGAAAAACGAGUGGCCUCUUAUAGAAUAUCAACUACAUAGAUGGAGAUUAUUUCCACAUAUGGCUGCAGCAGCGAUACUUAGAACGUUUGUCACCAGUUUUACCGAUACGUAUUUAUCAGCAGUGGAGUUAUCGACCACAUCAAAGGAAUUUCAGAAUUUGAGCGAUGUAGUAUCUGAAGUUCACGCCAUUGUAUCCAGUGCAAAAGCUUUGGUAACGUGGUCUUGUAGGGAUGCAAUACAGGAAUGUAGAGAAGCUUGUGGCGGUCAUGCUUUUAUGAAGGCUUCUAGAUUAGGAGAUCUGCGAACCACAAACGAUCCGUGUGUCACCUAUGAGGGUGACAAUAAUGUUCUAUUACAACAAACCAGCAACUGGCUUUUAAGACAAUGGCAAAAUCUAACUCAGGGAAACAAGUUAACCACUCCUUUAGGAAGCUGCAAAUUUUUAGAAAAUCAUCGAUUUAUUUCCAGUCAGACUUUUAGAGUUGUCGAAUCCAAAACUUUAACUAGUCAAAAAUUUAUAUCAGAAUGUUAUGAAUGGCUCAUUGUAUACCUUCUAAAACAAACUGAUUCAAAACAAAGUGAAAUUGAGAGAAGAACAAAUAAAUUUGUGGCAAGGGCUGAAUCUCAAGUUUAUUGUGCUGCAUUGUUAUCAAAAGUAUACAUCGAAUAUUUAGCUUUGAAUUAUUUUUGGGCGAAAGUAUGUGCGGCCGAUUCUACAUUAAUAAAUACUUUGAACAAUUUAGGAGCUCUGUAUGGUUUAUCAAGUUUGGAAAAGCAUUUGGUGUACUUCUAUCAGGGUAGUUUUACAAAUAAUUCAAAUUUUUCAAAGAUGAUAAAGGAUACAAUUCUAUUUUUAUGUGAUAUUUUGAAACCUGAAGCCUUAGGAAUAAUUGAUGGAAUGGCACCUCCUGACUUUGUAGUAAAUUCUGUGAUAGGCCGUUCAGAUGGAAAGUUGUAUGAAAAUUUAGAAGCUGAAUUAAUGCAUGGUCUCAGUGUAAUGUCUAGACCCGACUGGUGGCGAGAAAUUGUUAUAAACAAUCCUCCCGAUUUUAUGAGACAUCGAAGCAAACUUUAAUUAUCAGAUAUUGUUAACAGAGCUGCAACAAGUCAGUUUUAAAAAGACUUAAGUCUUGGUCAUUUCUAAAAUCAAAAUGAUUUAAGUCUUAAGUCAAUUUCAGUAUAAAGUUCAAAUGACUUAAGUCUUUGACUUAAAUCUUUUCCUUUCAAGUCAAGUCAUUUUUGUAAAGUAAUCUUAAAUCAAUAUAACAUUAGUUAAGUCUUUUUAUUUACUUAAGUCUUUUUUACUUAAAUCAUGAUAAUCUGGAAGUUAAGUCCGUACAAUGACUUAAAUCAAUAUAAUUUCCCUCCCCCCAAGUCAAGACAAAUUUUAUUGUAUUACCCAUUACCGAUUUUUUUUAUUAUCUAUAUUUAUUGUAGAUACAGAUUAGAAUAAAAUAAUAUAUACAUAACUAUAAUAAACAAUAAAUAAAUAAACGCAUCAAGAACAUAAAAACAGACAUACAGGGUCCGGCAAUAGUGCGUCGGGCAUCUGUAGCUCCUAAAAUAAAAAACUUCGGAAUUUUGUUUAAGUGCAAACCUAAACUAUGUACUAGGAUGUAUUCCAGGAAAAUAUUUUAA
Molecule: messenger RNA, 2988 nt
Organism: Sitophilus oryzae (rice weevil)
Lineage: Eukaryota; Metazoa; Arthropoda; Insecta; Coleoptera; Curculionidae
Product: peroxisomal acyl-coenzyme A oxidase 3
Exons: 12
Coding region: 314-2425 (703 amino acids)
Biological process (GO): fatty acid beta-oxidation using acyl-CoA oxidase; lipid homeostasis
Cellular component (GO): peroxisome
Molecular function (GO): pristanoyl-CoA oxidase activity; fatty acid binding; FAD binding
Source: RefSeq, a predicted model, not a curated record